AUGGUCAAGUUCAGAUCAUGGACAGGGCAUGGAUGUGUGCCGACGCAGCUCCUCCUCUGCCUCUUGAUCGGUCUACGACUCGUUUCGUCGUCAGUACAAGGAGCCACCAGCAACCUGCGCUUGCGGUUCACUCCUUCAUCACAGCAGCAGCAAGAGACACAUGAGCAGCAUCACAUAGCACCACGAACACCCAAAUGGACCGAAGCGGUGUUUUGCGACCCUGAAGCACAGCCAAGGCUACAGAGACGCAACGGCACCCUAUCCACGUAUUCAACCUCGGACAAGACAGAUCAACAAGAGGCUCCAGGCCUGAGACGAUCACUUUCGGACAAGGAUGACGAUUGUCAGCCGGGAACUCACAGAGAGCAUAAGGGCGGCGCUUGCGUUGGCCAGCCAGCGAAAGACUAUAUCGAAGACCAUGUCACCGACACUGCCACUCCCUCCGGAAACACUAUCAAGGAGCAAGCGUACGGUGCCUAUGAAGGAUCCUCUUUAACCUCUUCCGCACCAGAUUCAGGCUCCUCCAGCGACAAUGACUCCAACUCGAACUCGCCCGACUUUGGGCCUUCGAGCUCCAUUAGCAACAAUUCCAAUAACACUUCCCUCGCUACCUCGGCUUCCUCCAAUCAAGAUUCUACAGAAUCUUCGAACCUACCUUCGUCCACUUCUCAAAGUCCGCCUCCUCCACCACCAAAUCGGACACCAUCCAAUUUCAAUUUUGGUGGCAACCUCAACAAUGGGUCUCGGACUGAAAGUCGGAAUGAUAACAGCGCGGUUAACAACAGCAACUCAACCCUAUCGGAUGGCAACGUCAACUCUCAAACCAAUCAUCCUUCCUCUUCGAACAACAAGACAAAAGCAAUCGCCGUUGGCGUCACUGUCCCAGUCGGCGUACUUGCUUUGGGUCUCAUCGCCCUUGUCAUCCUACACAAACAGCGACAGAGGCAAAGGAGGGCAGAGCAAGGACAAACCUUGAGUGGCGGGAAAGACGAAGAGAUGACAGAUACGCCCGCUACUGGAAUCAACACACCUAGAAUCUCUGUCCGCGAGGUUGUCCCCAUAGCGGCGCUCGGUGAAGCCUCGAAUGAUGGUCACACCGACCCAACAGCAGAGCAUGGUGCAGCGGCAGGAGAGCAUGGUGCAGCGGCAGGAGAGCAAGACGAAGCGGCUGAAGCAGGAACAGAAGUGUCUUCGGCGCCAUCCCAUAUCACCGAAUUGACUCAUCCCGCAACGCCUAUGUUGGCGGGCACAGAAAUCGUCACACCGGCAACAGAAUCAAAGCCAACUCCGGGAAGCGAAGCCAGCCCACAAACCGGAACAUCAACACCAUCUUCACAAGCAGGAGGUAGUCCAGGAAUGCGAGGCAGGUCUCUCAAACGCAAACCUGUCCCAGCACUACUAGAGACCUUCGACCCGACCAAACUCGACCCAUCCUCCUCCUCAAGAGCUGAAGCUUGCUCAGCGCCACAUUCUCCCCUAGCAGCUGUGGUCGAUGAAGCUGCUUGUAUAGCUGGUCAGUCGCCUGUAAACCAAAGCUUGACCUCUUUGCAAUCAUAA
This is a messenger RNA of Ustilago hordei, 1557 nucleotides long. RefSeq lists its product as uncharacterized. The record is from RefSeq and is a predicted model, not a curated record. NCBI's taxonomy places the organism in Eukaryota, Fungi, Basidiomycota, Ustilaginomycetes, Ustilaginales, Ustilaginaceae. The coding region runs from base 1 to 1557 and encodes 518 amino acids. The transcript has a single exon.